AUGAGCUCGGAGCCCCACUACCUGGCCUCCUCCUACCGGAAGAUCUUCGGGGAGCCCCCGCCUCGGCUGCCCGCCUCCUCCUCCUCCCGCCCGGGCAGCGGCCGGGGCCCCUCGCUGCCCCGCAGCCAUGGGCCCCCGCUGGGCGCCGCCCGCCGGGCCGAGGACCUGGACCUGGACCUGGGCCAGGCGUCCGCCCGGGGCCGCGAGCAGGAGCAGCUGCAGGGGCUGAACGACCGCUUCGCCGGCUACCUCGAGCGGGUGCGGCGGCUGGAGCGGCAGAACCGGCGGCUGGAGGCCGAGCUGGGCGCGCUGCGGCAGCGCCAGGCCGAGCCCUCCCGCCUGGGCGAGCUCUGGCGGGGCGAGCUGCGGCAGCUGCGGGCGCAGCGGGAGGGAGCCGGGGCGGAGCAGGCGCAGGCGGCGCGGGCGCGGGAGCAGCUCGCCGGGGAGGUGCAGCGCCUGCGGGCGCGCUGCGAGGAGGAGGCGCGGGGCCGGGCCGAGGCGGAGCAGCGCGCCCGGGCGCAGCGGCAGGAGGCGGACGGGGCGGCCCGGGCCCGCCUGGGGCUGGAGCAGAAGGUGGAGGCGCUGCGGGAGGAGCUCGCCUUCCUGCGCCAGGUGCACGAGGAGGAGCUGGCCGAGCUGGCGGCCGCGCUCCAGGCCGCCCAGGUCUCGGUGGAGCCGGACCUGGCCACGCCGGACCUGAGCUCGGCGCUGCGGGAGAUCCGCGGCCAGUACGAGUCGCUGGCGGCCAAGAACCUGCAGGCGGCCGAGGCGUGGUACCGCUCCAAGUUCGCCAACCUCCACGAGCAGGCGGCGCGCAGCAGCCAGGCCAUCCGGGCCAGCCGCGAGGAGAUCCAGGAGUACCGCCGCCAGUUGCAGGCCCGCACCGUCGAGGCGGAGAGCCUGCGGGGCGCCAACGAGUCCCUGGAGCGGCAGAUCCAGGAGAUGGAGGAGAGGCACGGCGCCGAGGUGGGCGGGUUGCAGGACAGCAUCAGUCAGCUGGAGAACGACUUGAGGAACACCAAGAGCGAAAUGGCUCAUCAUCUGAGGGAGUAUCAAGACUUGCUCAAUGUUAAAAUGGCUCUGGAUAUAGAGAUCGCUGCAUACAGGAAGCUGCUGGAAGGUGAAGAGACACGUUUUACCACUGGAAGCAUCAGCAUUUCGGCUCUGAAUCCACAUUCUAACCCCAGUUAUUCUUUCCAGCCCAGAGUCUUCAGUUUACCUGUGGCCACUGCCUCAAAAAUAUCUCCUACUCUGUCUUUUAAGAAAGAAGAGAAAGAGGAGGCUUCUAAAGUGUCCUCUAAAGUAUCAUCUAGUCAGAUGAGGGAGACCUUUGCUGAAAUGAUUGAGGAGACCGAAACUAAGAAAACCGAGCAAUCAAACCCAGAGGAAGGAAACAUUACAAACCAAAAAAUUUAA
Terrapene triunguis (Three-toed box turtle) is the source of this 1416-nucleotide messenger RNA. RefSeq names its product internexin neuronal intermediate filament protein alpha (gene INA). Gene Ontology annotation, cellular component: postsynaptic intermediate filament cytoskeleton; intermediate filament; cytoplasm. NCBI's taxonomy places the organism in Eukaryota, Metazoa, Chordata, Testudines, Emydidae. Gene Ontology annotation, molecular function: structural constituent of postsynaptic intermediate filament cytoskeleton. Bases 1 to 1416 code for a protein of 471 amino acids. The transcript is spliced from 3 exons. Gene Ontology annotation, biological process: intermediate filament organization. The record is from RefSeq and is a predicted model, not a curated record.